Zootermopsis nevadensis is the source of this 2774-nucleotide messenger RNA. RefSeq names its product BMP and activin membrane-bound inhibitor homolog. NCBI's taxonomy places the organism in Eukaryota, Metazoa, Arthropoda, Insecta, Blattodea, Termopsidae. The record is from RefSeq and is a predicted model, not a curated record.
AUUGAUCUGAAUUAUCAGGCGUCGUCAAAUAGGUCUGUAUCAUUAAGAAAGAAUAAUUGCAUUUUAUCGAGCUUGUGAUUGUAUACUCUGAAAAACGAAUUAUCGUUUGUAGGGGUACAGUACGACCAAUAUCGUUUGACAGGGGCGUCAGCAAUAUUUGUUAGUAUUAUAGUCGAAGAUGUCUGAAUUAUACAAAACAGGUGACCUGACAAGGAGCAGGACAUCAGUAUCGAUACAGAAGGCGUCGAUGUAAGUCGAGAGACAAACGAGAGUCACAACCUGUUGGGGCCUGAUCGACAUUAGCGUGUGCAGAACAUGCGAUUAAUUUCGUAAGAAGCAGUAAUUUGUGUUGUCUGACAGUGGAAAUUUUGCUUUAUUAUCAUCAAGAAAUUGUGUUAUCCAUUUAGUGGAGGGAGGAAGCCGACGACAGUGUCACAAGAUGAGGACUUGGUUUCACUGUUUGCUUCUCCUGCAUCUGAUCAGUGCUGUGAUUCUACUGGAUCUGUCUGCAGAUCGCCAACUUCUGUGCGAAUGUACAACAACGCACUGUAAAAGUACCAACAGAACUACGUGUCAUAGUCAAUACAAGUGUUACAGUCAAUACCUGGACAAGAAAGAUGGCUCCCACCCAGUCACCAGGGGCUGUGUGCAGGGCAAUACGCCGAUCCUGUGUGAGAACCGACGGCCGGAAGUGAGAAAGAAGCUAAAAUGGCCGUACCUGAAAUGCUGCGACAACGGCGACCUCUGCAACAGCGUUGAUUUAACCACUCCUUCUUGGGUCAGCAACAUUAGCAGCGAGUACAGUGCAGUGAAUCACCUGAACACCACAAACGUCCCCGUGUCCACUAGUGACGCCGGUUCCAAGUUACUCACUUUCUGGGCACGAAACACAGAGCGCCAAGGAAGGGACCACUGGCCGAUAAGUAAGCCAACUGUUCUUGCCGUGCUGUUCGUGGGACUCUUUCUUCUCAUCAGCAUUUUGGCUUUCGGAUUCUAUAUUCUCAAAACUCAAAGUAGCAGCUACCUGUCAGAAUUACGUAAAGGCUACAUCAGAGCAACGGAAGGAGAGUCAGUGGUGACAUCUGUCGGACCCUCCUUACACAAGACCGUAAUAUCGACAAGCUCAGAACAGAACAACAAUCUGAAGUCAGUAGAGACAAUGAAAUCGGACACAGUAUGAGAAACUACUUUAUUAAGUAUUGUAAUAAGACAAAAAAUAUUAAGUAGAAUUAGAUGAAAAUUAAUAAUACGGAUGAUUUAUUAAGAUUUAUUUUACGACUGUUACGAAGUCUUCCUGGUGAACUUAUUGUGUUCAGUUGCACAACCUUAAAAUAACAUAAACUACACGAAAGGCGUAACAAAUGCAGAUAUCACAAUAAUUUAUGCCUUAAGACAGAUCCCCAAAUUGUAUUCCACUAUGAGCUCUGCCUUUGUACUUAAGCAAUGUUUCGAAGAGACUUUGCAGAUAACUUCCUGGGGACUUAAUGGUGUGUUGCUAUUGUACCACGUACUUUAAUGGAAAACCGGCCUGUGGUGUACAUUAUGAAGACAGGAAUAUGCGAUCAUUAGCAGGAAUACCGAAUGAAAUUAAGGUUAUGAUUACCCACAUGUUUGUAUGAAUGUCAUCUGAGACGUUCCGUUGUUUAGUUUUGUAGAAGUUGGCAGAGGUUAAUUUUUUGAAAUAAUAAUAAGUAAAAUAUUAACAUUUAUUAUAUUUUUAUUGUUGCCGUCGUCUUACAUUUUAGCAACUGGACAUGAUGUACUUGUUUUUUAAUGUAAGAUAUCUGAAAUAGUAAAUGAAAAUACAGAAUGUAAAUUAUAACAAAUUUAAAAUUGCAAAAAGUAUUUUGUAUUGUAUUCCAGGAUAAGAAACUCAUGAAUACAACUUGCAGAGUUAUUAACUUUUGAAGCAGGUGGUACUUACCACUGCGCUUUAAAUGGUUAAAUCCGGUGUUUUGAUAUACGGAGAAUUACUUGUUAUUUUUUUUAAUUCGACAUUAUUUUUAAAUCGUAUUUUACAGCGCUCAAAAUAGACAUCAGAUAUUAAUUCGAUUUGAGAUUUCUUGUUUAUCUACAGUAUAAAUAUAUUGAAACCCAGUUAUAUACUAUACGUUCCUUUAAUACAUUUUAUUCUGCAUUUAUAGAUUUAUGCUAAAAGUCUAUGACUGUUUUGCAUACAGUCACAGAUUAGCAAUCAUAGGUAAAAUGUAAUGUGCCAUGCUAUUAACCCCGAAACGUCUGAGACUGUCAAUAGGCUCCUUAAGCUAUUUAACGACGUCACAAAAUUUAAAAGCUCACUAAGCAUAAUAAUUAGUUUCACGGCAACCUGGAAAGGAUCUGAAAGGAAUUGGUCGAUGUGUGUGAAAAAGUAAUCAGUUCCAAAUAAUUGUGGAAAAUCACGAAACGUCAAGUUUGUUGGGUACCUGAACCGAGAUUCGAUUCCAGCACCUCUCAAAUACAACAUUCGUGUUUGCGACUCGCCCUGAGACUGCCGGUUAAUACUUGCCGUGUUGAUUGCCAGAUUUUGUUCGAGAUUUUAUCACAGAAUCCGAAACUUGUUCGUGUCGCCAGCGAGACAGCUUCAGUCUGCAUAAAAAUGCCUGUAUUAAUAUACAUGCCUGGCAAGCAGACCGUAAAAUAUGGUUUGCGAAAGAUUUGAAAGUAAUAUUUCCGCCGUCUGGAGAGGACUUUGAACCACACAAGUUGUUAUUGAGUAGGUAUCUUUUAUCUUCGAACAAAAAUCUAAAGAUUAAAAUAUAAAAACCUAUACUUUA